Molecule: messenger RNA, 3126 nt
Organism: Closterium sp. Naga37s-1
Lineage: Eukaryota; Viridiplantae; Streptophyta; Zygnematophyceae; Desmidiales; Closteriaceae
Source: the annotation of a GenBank genome assembly
AUGGACGCGGCUCAUGCCGCCGAGACUCCGGAGGUUCUGGCACAUUUCCACGUGGACGAGAACACAGGCCUCACCGAUACUCAGGUGGAGCACAAUCGAAGCAUCUACGGACGGAAUGAGGCCCCCAAGGAAGAAGGCACGCCCUUCUGGAAGCUGGUGCUGAAGCAGUUUGACGACCUGCUGGUGAAGAUCCUCCUCGUCUCUGCAGUCGUCUCCUUCCUCCUCGCCCUCGCCAACGGGGAGAGCGGCUGGCACGCCUUCGUCGAACCCGCUGUCAUCCUCCUCAUUCUCAUUGCCAACGCCACUGUUGGGGUCGUCACAGAGACCAACGCAGAGAAGGCAUUAGAGGAACUGAAGGCAUAUCAAGCUGAUGUUGCCACUGUGCUGCGCAACGGCAGGCUAGCGAUCAUCCCAGCUGCAGAGCUGGUUCCUGGCGACAUUGUUGAGGUGUCAGUGGGUGGCAAAGUGCCUGCAGAUCUCAGGGUGCUCUCCCUGCUAAGCACACAGCUCAGAGCGGACCAAUCCAUCCUCACAGGGGAGAGUGGCUCCGUGUCAAAGACAAAACGGGCCACUCGGUCAGCAGCGGCAGUCUAUCAAGACAAGACCUGCAUCCUCUUCUCUGGCACCGUGGUGACGGUGGGGAGGGUGCGGGCCAUUGUUAUCGCCACAGGAGGGAGGACUGCCAUUGGGAAAAUCCGUGAUGCGAUAUCGGAGUCAGCAGAUGAAAUGACUCCUCUGAAGCGCAAACUGGACGAGUUUGGCACCUUCCUCUCCAAGGCCAUAGCUGUAGCGUGCAUUCUCGUGUGGGUGAUCAACAUCAGAAACUUCCAGGAUCCUGCGCACGGUGGUGUCAUUCGAGGCGCUAUCUACUAUUUCAAGAUUGCCGUUGCUCUAGCCGUGGCCGCCAUACCUGAAGGCCUUCCAGCAGUCGUGACCACGUGUCUAGCCUUGGGCACAAAGAAGAUGGCGCGGCUGAACGCCAUCGUGCGAUCGCUGCCCUCCGUGGAGACUCUUGGAUGCACCACUGUCAUCUGCAGUGACAAGACGGGCACUCUCACCACCAACAUGAUGUCUGUUAACAAGAUCUGUGUGUGCAACUCAGCAGCAGGCCCCUUGUGUGAGCUGGACGUUUCUGGAACCACUUACUCACCUGAGGGCUCCAUCACUCUGGGCCGCUCGGUGGUGGAGAGGCCAGCAGACAUGCCAUCAGUGCAGCACGUGGCAAUGUGUGCCUCCAUGUGCAACGACUCCACCCUCCAGUACAACGCCACUACUGACACUUACGACCGCAUUGGGGAGGCCACCGAGGUGGCCCUUCGGGUUCUCACAGAGAAGAUCGGCAUACCGGGUUAUUCCGACAUGCCCACAUCCCUCGGCCUCCUCAGCAAGGCAGAAAGAGCCGCCUUUUGCAACAACCACUGGCACGAAACUUUCCACAAGCUUGCGAGUCUGGAGUUCUCAAGGGACCGCAAGUUGAUGAGUGUGCUGUGCAUGAGAGGCGAGGAGGAGAUUCUUUUCUGCAAAGGAGCACCGGAGGCUGUCUUGUCACGCAGCAGCAGAGUGCUGAGUAACGGCGAUGGGGAUGUUGCUGCCAUGACGCCUGAGAUGAAGGCAGCGAUCGAAGAGAGAGUGUCCAGCUACGGCCGGCACCAGAUGCUGCGCUGCCUGGCUCUUGCCAUGCGACCUCUGCCCCAAGGGCAGCAGACCAUCACUCCUGACGACGAAACCGACCUCACGUUCCUUGGCCUGGUGGGAAUGCUGGACCCACCUCGGGAGGAGGUGAGAGCAGCUGUGGAGACAUGCCGGUCGGCUGGCAUUCGCAUCAUUGUUGUUACAGGCGACAACAAGGCCACAGCAGAGUCGGUGUGUCGCCGCAUCGGGCUGCUCAGCCCCCUCUCAGCUGACGCCCUGAUCACCAUCGACCCCUCCUCCCCCAACUCCCCCUCCUCCCCCGCCUCGCCUCUGCUCAAAGCGAGCACCAGUGGGGGAGCGGGAGGGGGAGAGGAGGGGGGUUAUGCGUCGCUGACAGCAGCGGAGUUUGAGUUGCUGUCGCCGACACAGCAGGCCGCUGCUGUUCAGCAGCUCGUCCUCUUCUGCAGAGUGGAGCCCAGCCACAAGUCCAUGCUUGUGGACUAUCUCAAACGUCAAAAUGAAGUGGUGGCGAUGACAGGCGACGGGGUGAACGAUGCCCCGGCACUCAAGAAAGCAGACAUAGGGAUCGCCAUGGGGUCUGGCACUGCUGUGGCUAAGGGUGCGUCUGACAUGGUACUGGCAGAUGACAACUUCUCCACCAUUGUUGCAGCGGUUGGAGAAGGCCGUGCCAUAUACAACAACAUGAAGGCGUUCAUUCGCUACAUGGUCUCCUCCAACAUCGGGGAGGUCGUCGCCAUCUUCCUCGCCGCAGCAGUGGGCAUGCCAGAGACGCUCAUCCCCGUGCAGCUGCUGUGGGUCAAUCUGGUCACUGAUGGCUUACCUGCUACUGCGCUGGGAUUCAACAAGCAGGACAGAGACGUGAUGAGCAUUAAGCCGCGAAAGAUGGAGGAUGCAAUCGUGAAUGGAUGGCUCUUCUUCCGUUACCUAGUCAUUGGAAUCUACGUGGGGCUGGUGACAGUGGCCGCCUUCGUGUGGUGGUACAUGUGCUUCGCCGAUGGCCCCAAGAUCACCUGGACCCAACUGGUCACCUUCGACACCUGUGUGGACGCGUCUGGUCGCCCCUGUGCAGUAUUCCUAGACCCGCGUCCGCGCACGGUGGCCAUGUCAGUGCUGGUGGUGGUCGAGAUGUUCAACGCCCUCAACAACCUCUCAGAGAACCAGAGCCUCCUCGUCCUCCCGCCCUGGUCCAACCUCUGGCUGUUAGCAGCCAUCACCCUCUCAAUGAUCCUCCACUUCCUCAUCCUCUACGUCCCAGCCCUCGCUGUCCUCUUCUCCGUCGGCCCUCUCUCCUGGCCUGAGUGGCACGCAGUGCUGGUCUUCUCCUUCCCGGUUAUCAUUGUGGACGAAAUUCUGAAGGUCUUCUCAAGAAACAUGUCAGCUCAUCCUGCCAAGGCCAAGUCAUCGCGGCCGCAGUGGUCCCUGCUGCCGUUCAGGCGGCCAAAGGAAGAAUCAGGGGAGAACCACACAGCCUGA